Molecule: messenger RNA, 1719 nt
Organism: Sinocyclocheilus rhinocerous
Lineage: Eukaryota; Metazoa; Chordata; Actinopteri; Cypriniformes; Cyprinidae
Product: protein-L-isoaspartate(D-aspartate) O-methyltransferase-like
Exons: 9
Coding region: 400-1149 (249 amino acids)
Biological process (GO): protein modification process
Cellular component (GO): cytoplasm
Molecular function (GO): protein-L-isoaspartate (D-aspartate) O-methyltransferase activity
Source: RefSeq, a predicted model, not a curated record
UGUGUUUGGAAAUGCUACUUCCGUUUACUUCUUCAGCACGUUGACGUCGGGUCGAAAUUCACGAUUAAAGGUUUUUGUUCUGUCUUGACAGUUACGUACUUGUAAUUCAUAUACACCCAUUUAGUCUGUUACCAUUUUGUACACGCGACGCUGCAUGUUGUUGUUCUUUUUAUUGCUCAGGGAUAUUUAUGGUUGUGCGUUAAAAAAAACUACGUACAACAUCUUUAAAACCCAGUUUGUUGCGCAUAUAAUAAUAUUUUGUUAUUUCACUGUCUAUUUGGUGUUCGACGUGUAAAAUUUAGGUUAGGUCCGAUUCUCACGUUUGUUGACCUGAAUCAAGAACGCAUGUUGGAUGCAUCAGUGGUCUGACAUCCAAAGACAGGCUCAGCUUGUUAGGCAAUGCAGACAGUGCUCAGACUGGCAGCAGUAGCGGUCCCUAUGGGUUUGCUGCUCUCCAGAACCAUGGCAUGGAUCUCUAGUGGCAAAACACAUAUAGAACUCAUCACCCGCUUAAGAGAUCAUGGAGUUAUCCGCAGUGACAGAGUGUUUAAUGCCAUGCUUGCCACUGAUAGAGGGAUUUAUUCCAGAGACCACCCUUAUGCUGACUCUCCCCAGUCCAUAGGAUACAAGGCUACAAUCAGUGCCCCUCAUAUGCAUGCACAUGCUCUUGAGGUCCUCAGUGACAAGUUAACAGAAGGAGCUUCAGCCUUGGAUGUGGGUUCAGGAAGUGGAUAUCUCACUGCAUGCUUUGCCAGAAUGGUAGGGCCCUCUGGAAAAGUAGUGGGAAUUGACCACAUAGAUGAGCUGGUUCAAGCCUCUGUGAAAAAUGUCCAGGCGGACGAUCCAGAAUUGCUUGCCUUUGGACGAAUUAAAUUAGUGGUGGGUGAUGGACGGUUGGGUUAUCCUGAUGAAGCCCCCUAUGAUGCCAUUCACAUUGGAGCAGCAGCUCCUACACUCCCUAAAGCUCUCCUGGAACAGUUGAAACCAGGUGGGAGACUUGUUUUGCCUGUGGGCCCAGAGGGUGAAAGCCAAGUUCUGGAACAGUAUGACCGUCAGAGCGAUGGCACUUUCCUCAGGAAAGCGCUGAUGGGUGUGGUUUACGUCCCACUGACAGACAAACACCGCCAGUGGCCAGGUGAUGAGCUCUGAUUGCAGUAUGGUUUCCCCUGCAGGAGAUGGCGCUGGUGCUGUGGUUCAGAAAGCCCUUAGGGCUGAGGGAACGCCUCCCAUCCCAUCUCCACCUGCUGCCUAGCAACACACUCAUCUCGAUCAUUCAGAUUCUUGACUUAAAACUGAAGUUCAAAUGCAGCGACUGCUAGAGGACUGAAACGAAUGCUGUAAUUUCUGAGGAGGUGUCUCUUCACAUACUUAAACUGAGGGAGCAAGAACUUCCAUAUGUAAGACUUGUGAUCUCAGUAGCUUCAUAAGUGGCCAUGUGUUCAGUUUUAACAUACUAUAUAGCAAGAAGCAAUCGAAAUAGAGUACAGUUAUAUGUGGAAAUGUAACUGCUACCGUGCUAUGAAUCAUUUCAAUGUCUCACUACUAAGUUAUACGCCAAGGCUUAAAUAAAUGGGAAACAAAAAUACUUUUAGCUAAUGAAAUAAAAAAAUGAGUUAAAAAACGUAUUCUCUUUUUUGUAGUCUGUGCAUGGAGUCAGAAUUUGAGUUGAAGUGUUGCUGUUGUCUAAUCAACUGUGUAAUUUAAGUUUGAUUUUAAUUA